AUGGUUUUCAAACCAUUCACCCACCUCGCGCGCCAGAGUUUCACUAAAGCCUUCACCCAUGGCUAUGCUCAGUCCGUAGUCGCCGCCUCGCAGACAUACGCGUCGACAACCCCCUUCAACCCUCUCGCCGCCCAACCCGCUAAAUUCUCUCGCACUACGCAAUUACAAAAUGCUUUCUCUAAUGCCUCGAGUUCGUCUGGCGCUGGUGCGAAGACCAGCCAGGGCGGGUCAGGAAAUGGUGAUCUCGGUCUAGCCGCCUAUUAUGCGGCCUGGCAGAAUGCUCAACAGAACGGCGACGACAGCGAUUGGACUCAGUUCGAGUUCAAGCGCCGUAUUGGCUGGAAGCCAUCGGCGGACGAAGCUAUUCCUGAGGAUCGAGCUGCGUCUGAGUCCCCUCCGCCCCAUCCUACGAAGGCUGCGGCGAACGAAGAUGUUAGUGCGCAGGUGGAGGAGGCUGUAGCCCGUGAGAUUCAAAUACAGGAGGAGCAAGCACAGGCUGAAGAGGCCGCGCUAGGUGCGGAGGCCAGCGCUGAGCCCGCUCACGAGGAUUUCGCCGUUUCGCAAGAGGUGUCUGAGGCUGCCCGGGUUGCCUCGGAUCGUAUCGUACAACUGGCAAUUUCCAAAAAUUAUGCUGAGAUUCCUGCUGCAUUUGAAGUCUUGCUGCGAGAUGGACUUACCCCGACUGUCGAGGCAUAUAAUGCCUUGCUGGUCGCCGCCAUCCGUCUUCACCCUGAUGCAGCCCAGGCCAUUCCAAAGGCGCUCGAUGUCUACUCUGAUAUGCUUCGUCGUAGGGUAAUUCCCGAUGAAGAUACCUAUGAGACUCUUGUUCAGCUUCUGGUCACCCGGGCUCACGACAUCAUCAAGGCUAAGGAGGCGUUAGAGCAGGAACGUGUUCGAUUCGGUGGAAUGGAAGAGCCUGGCAAGUUCAUGCUUCACUCAAGUGAAUUGGAGCGGGACCUCCUCGCCGAAGAUACUUCCCUGUCCAUUGCCAUCACGCUCUUUGCCACUGCGACGACCCGACACAGUCGAUUUGUCUUCCCACUUGACUUGUACCGUCAACUUAUCAUUGCCUGUGCUAAGGAAGGUAAGGUGGAGGAUAUGAUCCGGAUUUACGGCCAUAUGGAAUCUCAGAAGAUGAUCCCACAUGCCACGAUUUUCGCGCCCAUGAUCACUGCUUUCGCCUCCACUGGCGAUCUUCGCAGCGCUGUUGAAUGCUAUAAUGAGUACCGAGGCCUUGCUGUUUCUGAUGAUAAUGGUGUUUUCAGCAUUGUUCAACGUCAGGACGGCCAGGUCUAUGCUGCUUUGAUCCGUGCUUAUCUGUCUUGUGGUAAAGAGGAGGGUGCCAUGCAGUUCCUCGAUCGGAUUCGCUCCUCUUUCGACGGAGUCACUGAAAAUCGCCAGGACCGAUGGUCUGCAGUGGAGGCUGUAAUUGUCGAGGAAGCAUUUGUGCAACAAUCACUCAAUGCUGGAGACCACAUUAAAGCAUUGGACCAAGCCAAGUCUUUGUUGUCAGAUGCCGCUCGGGAUCAGGCCAUCUCUCGCAUCUGCAUUGCUGCGGCCGAUGCGGGCGAUCUCCCCACUGCUUCUGAAGCAUAUGAUAGUCUGCCCACCGCGCCAGAUGUACGACAGAACCCCGCCAUCUCACUGCUCGCCCUCCAUGUCCGCCGUGGCAAUGUCUCGGCGGCUCGUGCUUUGUGGAUCAUGCUCAACACAGUGGGUCAGGCAACCCCGGAUCUGGUCCAACCGACAGCUAUGUAUGCGGUCGCUCUGCUCAAGAGUGGAAAUGUUGAGGAAGGUCUUCACCAGGCCCGUAGCAUGUUCAAGCGUAUUCGCAAGGCAACCCAAGAUCAACACGCCGCUGUCCCUAACCUCAUCCAAGAACAAAUUACUGAGUCGCUCCAUCUCUUUGGUCGAGUCCUUAUGCAGUCAGCCGCUGUUCUUUCCCCUCAAUCCUCGAUGACACUGUUGUGGUCCAUGCUCGACAACGGCGGUUUGGUAUCCCCUCUAGCCGAGCACGCUGUCGCCAACCUUGGCCCGAUCGGCAUAUCCCAGCUCAAGCCUGUCGACCUCACCCUCGCGCUCCAAGUCCAGGCUGGCAUGCUGGUCAGCAGUGGUUCCAUGCUCUUCGAUGUCGCCCAUCCCGUUCGCUUCGCACACAUGCUUGACGUCGCCCUUUCCUCGUCCCUUCCCAUGGAUCUCUACACCAUUGGUCUGGUCGAUCAGGCUGUUGGCAAGCUUUUCGUCAGCCGUCCCGAUGUCGUGAAGAAGUGGCAGGAAUAUCUGGAGUCUAACUCCCAGACCUCGGCUUCUCCUUCCCAGGUGUUCCUCUCGUCUAACCGUCAAAGUCCCGUUUCUAUGACAGAGACUUCGAUCACCGCUCCGUCUGCAACCGCCGAAUCGUUUGACCCCUAUGCCCACGCGACCGACUUCCGCGGAUCCGCUGUUAUUGCAGAGGAGCUUGAGAAGACCGGCGGACGGGCCGAGACUCACCUCAACGAUGCUUUGACUCGUCUCAACAACAUGCGCCGUAUUGGUCGUCACCCUCGCUACAUUACCUAUGCCAAGUUGAUUACUGCCGCUGCUAAGGCUGGUCGUAUGACCCUGGCUCACGACAUUCACAACAUGGCACGCGCCGAUGUUCCCCUCGAUAUGAACUUCAGCGUUGUUAAAUACGGCUGGGUCUCUAUCCUCGAUGCCAUGGUUGCUGCUUGUCUCACGCUUGGUGACCGCCAGCUGGCCGCACAGUAUCACCAGGAGCUUCUCACCCUUGGUUCUGCGCCCUCGGCCAAUACGUUCGGUUUGUACAUCACCACCCUGAAGGAGUCUACCAAGACCUUCGACGAGGCCACCGAGGCUCUCAAGGUCUUCCACCGUGCAGUCGCCGAAGGUGUCGAGCCCACUUCCUUCCUGUACAAUGCGCUGAUCGGCAAGCUGGGUAAGGCUCGCCGCAUUGACGACUGCCUUGCAUACUUCGCUGAGAUGCGUGCCAACAACGUGCGCCCGACAAGUGUUACCUAUGGAACCAUUGUGAAUGCGCUUUGCCGUGUGAGCGACGAGCGGUUUGCCGAGGAGAUGUUCGAGGAGAUGGAGUCCAUGCCUAACUACAAGCCACGUCCCGCACCCUACAAUUCUAUGAUCCAGUACUUCCUCAACACCAAGCGCGACAUUAGCAAGGUCCUGGCAUACUAUGAGCGCAUGAAGGCACGCAACAUCCAGCCUACAUUGCACACCUACAAGCUUCUCAUCGACGCACAUGCCUCUCUGGAGCCAGUGAAUAUGGCGGCGGCUGAGGCGGUCCUUGACUCCAUGAAGGCCGCCGGCCAACAGCCCGAUGCUGUACACUAUGCUUCGCUCGUCCACGCCAAGGGAUGUGUCCUGCACGAUCUCGAGGGUGCCCGCAAGGUGUUCGAUUCCGUGAUCUCGGAUCGCCGCGUGCGCCUCCAGCCGUGCCUUUACCAAGCCCUCUUCGAGUCGAUGGUUGCUAACCACCGCGUCGCUGAUACCGAAGAAGUUGUUCAAAACAUGUUCACUCGCAAGGUGGAGAUGACCGCCUACAUUGCCAAUACGCUGAUUCACGGCUGGGCCGCCGCGGGCAACGUUUCCAAGGCCAAGUCCAUCUACGAUAGCCUCGGCAUGCAAAAGCGAGAGCCUAGCACCUACGAGGUGAUGACCCGCGCUUUCUUGAGCGCGGAUGAUCGCCUCAGCGCCGCCAGCAUUGUCCAGGAGAUGAUGUCGCGCGGAUACCCGUCUGCGGUGGCCGGCAAGAUCCACGAUCUCGUCGGGGGUGUUUCCUCUUCCCUUUAA
This is a messenger RNA of Penicillium paradoxum, 3804 nucleotides long. Its product is annotated as pentatricopeptide repeat protein. The transcript has a single exon. Gene Ontology annotation, molecular function: protein binding. The record is from RefSeq and is a predicted model, not a curated record. Bases 1 to 3804 code for a protein of 1267 amino acids. Lineage: Eukaryota; Fungi; Ascomycota; Eurotiomycetes; Eurotiales; Aspergillaceae.